This is a messenger RNA of Pelobates cultripes (western spadefoot toad), 7564 nucleotides long. NCBI's taxonomy places the organism in Eukaryota, Metazoa, Chordata, Amphibia, Anura, Pelobatidae. The record is from the annotation of a GenBank genome assembly.
AUGGCAGCGGUCAGGGCCCACUGGUGGCGUCGUACGCGCGCUGCCGGAAGUGCAUUGUGGGUUGUUGUUUUUUUCCCCGCAGGAAUGGCGGGAGCAGGUUUUGAUCCGCUGGGUGAGGUAGUGGACGGCAGCGAGCUGCGGGUGGUGAGCUCCCUGGACAGCCAGGGGCACUGCGUGCUCAGUAACCUGGCCGAGGUGGUGGAGAGAGUGCUCAGCUUCCUGCCCAUCAAACCCCUGCUCAGAGCUUCAUGGUGUGUGGGUGACACUGCAUCCUCCCCCCCCGCCAUGGGCAGGACACCACACUCAUACACCAGGCAUGGACUAAGGAGAACGCUCAGAUAGUGAAAAAACUACAGCUCCCAUGAUGCUGCGCCAGCCUGCUUAAUGACAAAGCAUCAUGGGAGCUGUAGUUCUAACUGUCCAGCUUCCUUUUGACCUCCCUGGAACUCCCCAUACAUGCUUACAGCCAACCUCACUGACAUUAAAAUGUAUCUGGGUAACUGAGUGAGCACUAACCUGUCACUCAGCCUUUUUAUCCUGAUAUGUUAUCUGUUAUGCACUAUAUAUGGGCUGUGCUAUUCUGUAUAAUGUGUAAUGUAUGGCUUAUUUAGAAUUAUAGGAUAUGGUGUAAUUACUGUAAAAAAGAUAAAUAUAUUCACAUUUUAGCACCUGGGCUAUUCUGUAUAAUUAGGAGUAUAGUAUGUGACUUAUUUAGAAAUUAUAGCAUAUGGCAUAAUUACUGUAAAAGACGAUAAAUAUUAAAUGCUAAUGGGAAUUCUGUAUAUUUGUUAUCUUCAGAAGCAUGUUCUGCUUCAGAUGUUAUACUUUUGGGUUUUCUAUGUUGUGUUUCAACUGUUCCCGAGCAAGCUCACUGGUUAGUGAGUGUGGAGCUACAUGUAUGACAACAGGACUGACAUCAGAAAUAACCACACGCAAUCAUUUGGGACCUCUGACAUGUAACUAGACAGGCACACAAAUGCACCACUAAUAUAAGGGAGGGCACACAAACCGGAAGGUCAGUCAACUCUGCAGUACUUCUUGACCAAAGAACAAUGCCAAUUCUCACACUAGUAGGCACGAGCAUUCGUAGAGCUAAAAAUAUGAACUUUAUUAUACACUGAUUGAAGUACAAAGGACAUAUAUCAAACAAUAUACAUUCAAUACCAAACAUCAAAACUAAACAGACAUCACAGCAAGUAUACAUACAUUACUCUAAAACACACUGCUUAAGUAAACGAAUCCUUUGACCAACACCACCAAAUUAUCUCAUACAUGCCGAGAAUAUACAAAAAGGAACCCCACCCCUCCACAUUUUAUUAACAGCCUUUACAGGUUCUUGCUGAAACUAAAUAUAAGAAUUAUCUAUUUUGCUAACAAUGUUUAAUUGCUAGGCAUGGACACCAUCAAAUUACGUAUACUCUAGCAUCCAUAAAUUGGCAUGCUUCAGUUGACCUUGUGCAUACCGAUUUAGUAGGUCUGGCUAAGACCUCUUACGUGAUUUUUUUUUUCAUUCCAAAUUGUUCUCCAGAUACAGAGUUGUAAUGACUUGAAAACAUAAUUUGAUGUUUGUGCCUAAAUGCUGAUUAGGAAAAAUUCUCAAACCAUGCUAUAGACACUACUUUGCUUAAAUUAUGCAAUUCGAUACAAUUUGGUGUUUAGUAAACUAAAUAUAAAAAUACAUGAUCAUGUUUAGCAGAAAAUUCACAUAAACACAAGGUAAAAAGAGAAGCUGUAAAUGUUAUCCUAGCAACCUACAUUUCUACCUUACCUUUACCUUUUGUGUUACUGUGUGUCCAACUCAUCUGGUUACAAAUGUGUCUGUUAGUCCACCCAUAUUACAGUGCUACGGAAUUUGUUGUCGCUUUAUAAAUAAUAUCUUCCCCACUAGGUGGCACAUUGGCGAAGUCUGCUUUCUCUGUACAACAGAAAAUGAAUACAUUGCUUUAUUAAAGAAAUUCCCUUUAUUGUUCUAUUUGGUCAUAGAUUGCAUUAUUGACUUUGGUCAGAUUUUCAGUGUGUGUAUAUUAAUGACUUAAGAAUCAGCUUUGUUACUUUUUUAUGCAUUUGCAAUGCUCUUCUUGGUUUUAGUGUGUGCCGGCUUUGGAGGAAUUGUGCUCUACGCAAGCUAAAAGCAAGGCAGAGGAUAGCUUGGGUAUCCUACACUGAAGACACUGGAGACCUGCCAUCUACUCCUCACCCAUUGUCCAAUGUGGUAAAAAGAGAACUUGAGGUAAGGAUAUUUUACGAAUAUGUGGUGGUUGCUCAUUAUAUUUGUACGCUCUGAAAAGCUUAAGUAUGCCAUUGAUUUACCUUCAUGUGUGCAAUAGGGUUUGUUAGUUUUUGGGUUUUUUUUAUUUUUAUUUAUUUUUAUUGAGGUUAUAAUGUAUUUUACAACAAAUAAUAAAGAAUAGUUAAACAUACUAUUUGGGGAAGGAAAGGGAUGGAAAACUUGGAAAUAGGAAAGGGGAUGCAUCCAUAGCAAUAAACAUAUGGAAUAUUGUACAAAACAGUAGUUAUACAUCUUUGAACUUAACAAAAUAUAUAUUCUAUAAGCAAUAAUUUUUUUUUUUUUUUUUUAAUCUUUUUCCCAUUUUUCCCAAAUAUGUUGGUUUGCAUAUAAAUAAGUAUUCUUUCUAUAAUACAAUUUGUUUGCUUUACUAUCUAAAACCAUGGUCAACAUUUCUGUACAUGUAGGUAAAUUUUUAGACUUCCAGUAUCGAGGUAGACUUGAAGUAACUGUGAUUAGGAUGUGGCCUAUAAUUAUUUUGUCAAUUUUUGCAACAGACUCUGGGAAUUUCUUAAGUGCUAGUUCUGAUGUCAAAAUACUUAUAUCUUUGUCCACUUUAAUAAUCAAAUCAUGAAUCCUCUUCCAGUACCUGGCUAAUUUUGGACAAAACCACCAUAUGUGCGCCAUGUUUCCUGUACCUCCACAAUCCCUCCAACACCAGUUUGAGUACACCUUAUUCAUGUUGUGUAGUCUAGACGGAGCCAGGUACCAGCGAUAUAAAAUCUUAUAGUGGUUUUCAAAAUGAUCUGUACAGUGCGAAAUGUCCUUCAGAGCAGUAAAAAAAAAACAAAACAUUCUUUCAAACUGUAUUGUGUACCUAACUCCAUCUCCCACGACAACAUAUGUCUUCAGUUUGUCUGAAGGUUUAACGUUAAACAUAAAAUAGAGAGAUGAUGCCUUUUCUUCCUGGAUUAUGCAGGAAAAUCUUUUCCAGAGCUGAAAUUUCGAGGAUCAUAUAGUUUUUAUCUGUUUCUGGAACGUUAAAUAAUUCUUUCAGCUUGUUUACUAUCACUGAACAGUUAAUCCUAGAUUCGUCCGGUAAACCGUACUUGAAUUUUAAUUUAUCAAAAGACAGUAUGCCAUGCCUUGAAAACAAUUAUCUAAAUAAGCUAUGGAAUAAGAAUGUCAGAAAUCUAUGUCUAUAGAUGGCACAUAUUCCUUGAGCAAUGUGAGUGGCAUUGUUCUAUAUAAACCUCUGACUUGGUUAUUAUUUCUAAAAAUAAGAUCCCAAGUUUAAAACAUUGAAGAGAAUAUCUUCAUAGUUCUUGGUCUCUUUGUCGGGCAUACCCAAAGAGCCUCUUUGAGUAUAAAUGGAAAAGCCUUCACCUCUUCCAUUUCUAACCAUUUUGGUUUAUUCAUAUUGUUAUUAAAACGAACUGCAACUGCGGCAUUGGUAGCGAAAUAAUAUUUACGAAUAUCAGGUACGCCAAUACCCUCAUUGAAUUUAUUAUGUUGCAAAGUAGUUAGUUUGAUUCUGCUUGGCUUCUUGUUCCAAAUUAACUUUUUAAAAUUACUGAGUUAAUUUUUUAAAAGAACAAUAACGGGAUAGACAGGGGUAUGGUCCUAAAAUAGUACAAGAUUUUUGGAAGGACUGUCAUCUUGAUGGAUGCAAUCCUACCCAACCACGAGAGCUCCAUCUCCUUCUGUAAAACGGGCCAUGCCUUGUUCAGAUUAUAAGUAUGCAUUUUUGUUAAAUUUUUACAUAAGCUAAUGCCUAAAUGGUCUAUAAAGUCGUUUCUCCAGUCAUAUAAAUAUAACUUCCUUAGAGUCAUAAGGUCUAAGUGAUUAACAUUAAAGGGAAGAGCCUGUGUUUUAGAUUCGUUAAGUUUGUAAAAUGAUAUCUCUCCAUACUGGUGUAAAGUCUCGGACCUUAAACCAGAAGCGGUUACAUGAGCUGUGGGGUUGCUAUAAAGUGCCGCAAUUGCAUUUAUAAAAGAUGAAGGAACAUUAAAUUUGUUUAGUGUCUUCCAUACGUACCCCCAGUGAAUUCUAUCGAACGCCUUCUCCGCGUCUAAAGAUAGAAGUAAAGAAGGCGUCUUAAUCGAAUUAAUGUGUUGAAUCAAAUUGAUAAACCUCCUCGUUCCGUCUGGUGCUUGUAUAAAACCUACUUGAUCCUUAUUGAUAAUCAGUGGAAUCAAUUUAGCCAAUCUAUUUGCUAACACCUUGGAAAAUAUAUUUGAAUCAUUAAUAAGAGAAAUAGGUCUGAAAUUAGAGCAUUUAUCUGGAGUUUUACCCAGUUUUGGUAAGGCAACUAUCUGUGCACACAAGGACUCCUCUGGCAUCUUACCCCCCCCCCCCAGUCUUAUAGGAAUUGAAUAAUUUUGCCAUAUGGGGAAUUAAAAUUUCACUGAAAGUUUUAUAAUAUGAGAUGGUAAAUCCAUCAGGACCAGGGGCCUUCCCUGAUGGCAUAGAUUUGAUUGCCUCUGAUAUCUCCUCAGCCGAAAUGUCACAUUCCAAACUCUCCAAUUUGUCUGGUGGUAUCCGAGGCAAUGUAACCCUAUUCCGGAACUGAUACAACAACUGGCAUCCAAAUUCGAUCCGAAAUUGUAUAAUUUGCUAUAAUAUUCAGCGAACAAAUUGCUAAUUUUUGUUGGAUGAAAAACUUUUUCCCCCUGAUUAUUAAUCAAAUAGGCAAUUUUGGAUUGAGCAUUCACAUGCAGCAGUUUGGAUGCCAGAAGAGUUGAGGCCUUAUUGAUCUUUAAAUAAUGUUUUCCUAAGUCGUCUCACCAUGAGAAAGGUACAGUCUAAAUUGAUUUUGUUGGUUUUUGACUUGAUAUCUCCUAUCAUUGCUGAUAAGGAAGUCGAUGGGCCAGAUUUGUUUGCCUGAUUCAGGUUAUAUAAUUCUUUUUCUAAAGUUCUUAAGUCUUUGUUAUUAACUCUCUUCAGGUGAGACGCCUUUGAAAUUACCUCGCAACACAGCCUUGUGUGCAUUCCAAGCCACCUCACCAGAAACUUCAGAUGAAACAUUAUCUGGAAAAUAAUCAUUUAAAGCCCUUUCAGCUAAUUUCCUAUUUUCCUCUUCACUGAGCAAGUAAUCCCCAAUUAACAUACUCUGUUCUGGAUUAAAGAUAUAAUCUCAUCCAGAUGCCUUACAAUAGGAGCGUGGUCCAACAAGUUUUCAAGAUGCGCGGAAUUAGAGCACUCUGAACCAUAAACCUGUCUAUCCGCGAAUACAUAUUCUUCAAAACAGAAUAAGUAAAAUCUUUCUACGUCAUGCAAAAGUCUCCACAUGUCUUACAGACCACAUUCAAUCAAAUAUGUAGAACAGUUUUCUGCCAGUCUGUCACUAUCCCUUCUGCUAGACUGAGUGGAAUCUUCUCUAGCAUUAAGUUCACCAUCCAAAACAAAAUGCGUAUCAGCACACAUUAUCAGGUGUCCGCAUGCAUUCUCGUUCACUAAGUCCAUUAUGUUUCUAGAAAAAUUUAACUGUCCGGUGUUCAGGAAAUAUACAUUAACAAUAGUAUACUCUAUAUUGUUAAUUUUACCUAUCCAUAGCACAUAUCUCCCAUCAUUGUCUGUUACUACUUUAUCUGUUGAACAGGCCACAUUUCUAUUGAAAAAAAUCGGUGCUCCUCUAGAUUUUGUUUUAUAUACAGUAUGGGAUAGGGAUGGGAAGAGCUUUUUCAUUAACUUAUGUUCUUUAUCUGCUUUAAAAUGCAUCCCUUGUAUACAUACAACAUCAGACUUGCAUUUCUUAACUUCUUUAAACAAUAAUCUCCUCUUGUGCGCAGUGUUCAGGCCCCUCACGUUAAAGGAUAAAAAUUUCAGCACCAUAAUCUACAGUGAGUAUUGUAGAAAUAAGAGAAAAGGAAAAUAACAAUGUGAGAGAUCGAACACCGACACUCCAAGAGAAAAUAAGCAAGUCCAAUAAUUCUAUAACACAUAAACCAGAUUUCUUGCAAAUGUAGACAAAGAUAAGGCAGUAUAAAACCGAUAUAAAUAUUAAAAGCCAUAUUGAGUUAAGUAAAUUAAACCAUAUAAUGUCUAUUAAAGUAGUAUCCAUUGUAUGUAACUUAUUAGUCUCAAAAAAUUGGAUGGACAAGAAAAUAUAAAUUAUAAAAAGGGAAUAAAAAACUUGGGUAUAUUCCCCUAUCAGGGGAAAAAAUAAAACAUUCACACAAAAAAAGGCAAUGAGGGAGAAUAAAAGAAAAUUCUCCAUCUCUGGAUAUUAGGCCCAGGUUGGGGGGGGAGAAGCUUUUUGGGAACAAAGGGAAUCAUUGUAUUUAAAGUACAAUCAUUAAACAAUGUACAAAUAAAAUAAUUAUUUUAAAAUAAAUAUGAACUUGUUAAGUCAUUAAAGUCCUGGGUUAAUCUUUGGUGUUAUAUAACUUCAGACAUCUGAACCCAGAAGUUAAUCCAACUAAAGAAAUUAAAAGAAGAAAUAUAUUCACAUAUUCAAGUAAUCCCAAUAAUCUUCACAACAAAUGAUGGGAUCUGUUAUUUGAUUUAAAGAUCAUGAAAAGAGAGCAAAAAGUGACAAAAUGAAAACCCAAAACAAAAUCGCACUGUGAUGCAAUCGUUGCAUUGGGCAGACUGAGAUUUUAUAUGUUUGGGGGCAUAACCAUGACCCCAAAAGGUGUGUGUGUGUGCUGAGCUCUUUUGAUUAGAGCUCCUAUGACACCGGCACGCAUGCGCCGCAUCAUAAAAAGGGGUGGGUGUCUGGCUUCAUAGCACAGGUGACCGGAGUCUCAUGCUGCGUGUCAGCUGCGGUUGCCGGAUCAAAACGGUGGCUGAUUGACGGACCGCAAAGGCACGUACAGAGGGACUGACAGUUUGCCACUAUAUUAUCUUUAUAUGGUGCAAAGAUGAUAGCAACACUGUGUUGCAAUGACCUAUUACAUUAAGGCAUCACAAAUUACUUACUGAUACUGAGGCUUUCUUUUCAGCUGAGUGUUCCUUUUCUGUAGGUUAUACAUUGUUAUAAUUUAUGUUAUAAACUACCAAUUUCUGGUAGUUUUCCAUCACUCAACAAUCAGCCGCAUAUCAGUUUACUAUUGCUGAACCUGUGCUGGAAUGUCCGCCCUUACCGUCUGUACCAGUCUUGCUUUGUGUGACCUUGAAUUCUUGAAGGACAGUAUGUGCUCAAUACGUGUGUACUUGCUUAAAAGUAUUAAAUGUCAAAAUGUUAAAUAUAUCCUGUCUUUUGUUUUUGUUUUUCAGCAUAUUUAUGUGCUUCCACACAUCUUUCUUUAUGUCACAGACAGUCUGAUUUUACAAACUGAUGGCAACGACCAAGUUUCAAAGAGGGGUAAGAUGGCACGGCAGGCUGUGCUGUGA